AUGCGUGAUUUCUACCAAGAGCCUGUUCCUGGUGGGGUUAGUGAACGUCUCUGGAAGGAGAACCAGGACCUUGCUCGUAUGAGCCUCCAUCACCCCUUUGUCCAAGGCCUAGGUGACGGUACUCUUGACUCUGCAGCCUUCCAGACUUAUAUGGCCCAAGAUACACUCUACUUGAAUGGCUACAUUCGUACCCUAUCCUACUGUAUUGCUAAGAGCGAUGUUACGGCUACUGGAGGGGACUUGUUGGCGUUGCUUGACGGUGUUGGUGAUGAAUUGAAGGCUUGUCAUCAGCACUACAUCGAUAAUCCUGACGCCACUGGUCCGGAGGCUGCCUGUCGCAAGUAUGUUGAUUUCCUUCUGGCCAUUGGUCAGGCUGCUGAUCUCGGACCCUCAGUUGUGAUAGCUGCAGUGAUACCCUGUGCUAGGCUGUAUGCUUGGAUUGGCAAGGAGCUCACUAUGGGCAAGGAAAUAUCUGAGGACCAUCCUUUUCGUAGAUGGCUCCUCAGUUACUCUGAUGAGCCUAUCAACACCUCAGCGAAGAUAUUGGAGUCACUACUUGACAAACAGAUCCGACCGGGGGAGUUUGGCGAGGUCGCUCAAGCUUAUAGGCGAGCUAUGGAGCUCGAGUACGACUUCUUCGAUUCAUUUGGUGGUUGUUUGGGUCGACCCAGUGAAGGGACGAUGAAGAUCCCUACGGUAUUGAUAGUCAGUGGCAGCGACUCGGGUGGUGGUGCUGGCCAUCAGGCCGAUUUGAAGACCUUGGAGGCACUGGGAGUGUACUCUACCUCUGCGUUGACAUCAAUAACGGCUCAGAAUACAAAAGGCGUCCAGCAAAUACAAGUCGUAAAUGAGGAUAUCUUCGCUGCCCAAAUGAACUCUGUUACCAGCGAUUUCGAGGUGUCUGUUGUGAAGUUAGGUUUGGUGCCGACUGCUAGACAGCUUGAGAUAGUUGGUGAGAAGCUAGCAGAGCUGCCGAUGGUUGUAGAUCCCGUUCUAGUGGCUACUAGUGGAGACGAUCUCGUCGCUCAGAAGAAUGCUGAGGAUGUAUUGGCCAUGUAUAAGGAACGGAUUUUCCCGCGCGCCACAAUAAUCACCCCGAAUGUUGUCGAGGCUGAGCGUAUCCUGGGUAGGAAGGAGAUCAGUGGAGUAUACGAGGCCAGAGCAGCUGCACAGGCCUUGGCACAGUAUGGGUCGAAAUAUGUUCUGCUCAAGGGUGGCCACGAUGAGACUGAUCCCAAGGCCUGCAGGGAUGUACUCUAUGAUCGUGAGAAAGAUGAGUUCUAUGAGUUCACCAACAGGAGGAUCGCCACUAUCAACACACAUGGUACUGGAUGCACUCUUGCUAGUGCUAUAUCGGCCUUCAUGGCGCGUGGGUAUCCCGUUCCUGUGGCUGUUGAGAGGGCUAUUGGAUAUCUCCAUGAGGUUAUAGUUCGCUCAUGUGGGGUUCCACUAGGGCAGGGAACUAAUAGACCCCUGGUCCACUCUGCUAACAGUGUUUGGGCUAACUAUGUCUAG
Perkinsus marinus ATCC 50983 is the source of this 1515-nucleotide messenger RNA. RefSeq names its product phosphomethylpyrimidine kinase, putative. The record is from RefSeq and is a predicted model, not a curated record. Lineage: Eukaryota; Perkinsozoa; Perkinsida; Perkinsidae. Gene Ontology annotation, cellular component: cytosol. Gene Ontology annotation, molecular function: phosphomethylpyrimidine kinase activity; hydroxymethylpyrimidine kinase activity. The transcript has a single exon. Gene Ontology annotation, biological process: thiamine biosynthetic process. Bases 1 to 1515 code for a protein of 504 amino acids.